AACGCAGAAAGAGCACCACAUAAAAGAUAUCACCAUGAAAUUUUUCAUUGUCCUAUCGGCUCUUGUAGCAGUGAAUCUAUGUUCACCGAUCGACCCAAAGGCUGAUAUAGUACUUGCGGAGUUGAUUGCCCGGAGACGGCUCCCAGCCCUGGAGCACGAGGAGGUGCAUGACGACUUCGGCCAGUUCGCGCUGCGCUUCGUGACAGCUGAGGGAACCGUGGUCUCGGAGCGAGGCCGCCUCGUGCCCACCGUGGAUGGAGAUUACGUGCUCAUCACCGAAGGCGAGAUCACCUUUGUUGGUGAUGAUGGAGAAAUCUACACGAACAAGUUCACUGCGGGAACUGACGGCUACCAAGUUGAGAGUAACCACCCAUUGAUAGCGCCAGAACCUGUUGUAAUUCCAGCAAUUGUUGAAAGAGCUUAAGAAAUUGAUCCAUGACAAAACCAACAGUGACUCCUAAUAAAUUAUUAUUUUAUCAUCA
Messenger RNA from Colias croceus (clouded yellow), 482 nucleotides. RefSeq lists its product as uncharacterized. The transcript has 2 exons. NCBI's taxonomy places the organism in Eukaryota, Metazoa, Arthropoda, Insecta, Lepidoptera, Pieridae. Bases 35 to 424 code for a protein of 129 amino acids. The record is from RefSeq and is a predicted model, not a curated record.